Molecule: messenger RNA, 3055 nt
Organism: Nicotiana tabacum (common tobacco)
Lineage: Eukaryota; Viridiplantae; Streptophyta; Magnoliopsida; Solanales; Solanaceae
Biological process (GO): DNA-templated transcription
Cellular component (GO): nucleus
Source: RefSeq, a predicted model, not a curated record
GGAUUCUCAAAAUCUACUAAACCCUUCUUCUGUUUGCAAUUGCAAAGACUCUCACCCCGGAAACACACACUCUCACUCAAAUUCACCCAAAAAACUUCACUUGGCAAUAACGGGUUUCAAACCCUAGAAAUCCAGUGAACAGGAUUGAGUUGCUACUUUUCGCCAUUGGAUAUUGUUGUGACUCGGGAGGGGGCUGAUGUGCAAGGCAUGAUCAUAAGAAAUAUUAAGUUCAUCAAGUCUGAAAACUUCUGCUUUAUUACGACAUAAGGACGCUUGGAUGGAAAACAAAAUACUUCCAUCUUCUUCUGGAGGGUACGACAUUGAUUCCUGUAGACCGCGUUUAGGCAAAAGGAUAUCAAGGCCAGUUGAUUUGCCUGAAUUUUCCUGGCCUCCAGAAUCAAGAUUAACAGAAGGUGGUCUACUCUUAGGAACUGCCACAGAAGAAAACAUUCGUGAAUUAACUGUAAACCGAUCGAACUCUGCCAAAAUGGUUGCUCUUCAUGGUGAUCAAUUUAAUUAUCAGAACAGUGUCGAAGGUUCUAAAUUAACAUAUAAUAGGAAGUCCCAAGAAAAUGAAGCUGAAAAACUACACCAGUACCCUUUAUGCAUGCAGUUGCAAUCUACACAGCACCAGCAUCCGCAUUGGAAAUCUGAUGUCCCAGCUGGGGAGAUGCCCGAAUCGCUAAAUUGGAUAUCAAAGAAAAGUAACAUGCCUGCACAAGCUGACACCGGUAGAUCUUCUUCAGAACCCGAUAAUUCGUACACUGAAAAAUCUCAAUUUCAUCCUGAUCAGGAAGAUUUGGCUUCUGGGAACCCUGUUGUCACCUCUAGGAUGCCAUUGGAAAUGCAUAAUGUUUCCCCUGGAUUUGUGAGAGAGGUUGGAACAGUUGAGCAGAAUUUUUCUCAGCACCAUACCUCAUAUGCUUUUCACGGAAGAGGUCCCGAGGAAGCUAAAAGAUUUGGGAAUUCCUGUGUUUUGGAACAAAGUCGUCAGUGUUCAAACAGCAGUGGAUGUAAUAAUCCCUCAUCUAGAGAUAUUCUCUCCUCAGGAGUCUCAGCUUCUACUGAACAAAACAUUGGUGGAAGGUCAUUGCAUAAUGAGGUUCAGAGUUCCAUUGGUUCUCUCGAUAAUGGUGUAGACAACUUACUUGAAAGUAGAGGAGGAAGUCAUAUGGAAGGUGCUAUGAAAAUGAAGGACCUGGAAGUAAUAGAUAAGGAGAACAUCAAGAGUUCUUUGACAGAUGACCUUUCCUCUAAAGAUGGCCAUCGUCCAUCAAAUGGUGUUCAACAUGUUGAAUCAAAGAAGUCAAAUCAUAGCUCUCAAAGAUUAGAUGAGAAGAGUAGGUUAUCGUCUAAUAAAAUGCCUCUUGCGGCUGAAAAGCUAUGGGAUGGAUCUCUUCAGCUAAACUCAUCUGUUACUGUGUCUGUGGUGGCUUUCUUCAAAAGCGGUGAGAAGUUGCUUGAUAUCAGCUGGUCUGAAUUUGUAGAAGUUAAAGGGAAAGUAAGGUUAGAAGCUUUCGAAAAGUACAUUCAAGAUCUUCCUCGUUCACGCAAUCGGGGACUGAUGGUAAUUUCUCUAUGCUUCAAGGAGGGAUCUUCUGGAAAAGGACUCAAGGGCAUGAAAGAGGUUGCAAAAGGAUAUAUAAAAGGUGAGAGAGUCGGGUUUGCACAACUCUCUCCAGGUGUUGAUCUUUACCUUUGUCCUCGGAGCGAUGCAAUUAUCACUAUUCUUGCAAAAUAUGGUUUCUUUAAGGGAAUGGCAGCAGUGGAAGGAAACUCUGAGUUGAUGAUUGGUUGUGUUGUAUGGCGGAAGAAUCGAACAGCUUUGACUUCUGUUGCUAAAAAAUCUGAGGGAAAGGUUAAUUCCUCGCAGGAGCAGCUUCAAAAGUCACCAUCUGAUUCUUCUACGUUGCAAGGUGGAGGACAAGGUUCUUUACCUGUGCCAUCAGUUGAGAACUCAAAACCAUCUGCCCCAGUCAGCUCUUUCUCAUCGCUUGAACAAGCAAACACUACUGAUGACAAGAACGUUGGUAUUGAUUCCUCAAGCAGGACAACCUUAACAACUUCCGGUGUGAAGUCACCCACUUUUCAGCAAAAAGAAUCUGAACUUUCCAGCUCGCAUCUUUGGGGAUCUAAGGGGCACUUCUUGGAACCACUCAAGGAAAGUACGGACCUCCCAAAGGCUGUAACAUCACUGCUGCCUGAUGCAUCAAAACCAAAAGUGGCGUUUUCAGAAGAUGACGAUCUCCCUGAAUUUGACUUUGGAACUGCUAGUGGAAUAUCUUCAAGUUCCCACCGUUCUGAUGGAUCCAUUCUGGACAGUCGACUUCAACUUUCUGGAAGUAGGAUUCUAGAUAUGUCUAAACAGCCAACCAUACCUAUAGCACCCUCAGUUUCCACGAGUAUUCCUAGGUCAAUAUCAUCUCUCAGUCAAAGUAUGCCCCUAGCUAAAAAUGUCGCUGACCACGGACACCCAAAGUCCAUUGGUGGUCCAGUGGCAGUUACAGCUUACGCCUCUGGUUUACCACUGAUUCCGCUUGAUAACUCUGGCAAGAAGAGUUUAUUUUGUGAUGAUGAUAUGCCUGAAUGGUUGCCACCAGAUGCUCAGGAUGAAAGAAGAAAUGAACAACCAGGGAACUUUCCCCCUGAAUCUUCAACCUCAACCUCAAGAAAGUUGCCACCUUUGCCCACCGGAUCAGUGUACCCUUAUCCAUCUUCCACCACAAUGCAUAGUGGUUUUCCUUCCCGACCAUCUCCUCCACUAUACCAUCUUCCUGCCAAUUCCAAAGUGCCACCCCCCAUACCCUCUCAAACUGGUCCUAGUUAUUUGACAGGAUUCACCUUUAAUCCAGCUCCAAGGCCACAGUCUAGUUCACUUCCUACUGACAGUUCUUUGCAGCAUGCCGAUAAAAGAGUAAGAAGGUCUUGAUAAUAGCAUGCAAACUCAAUCAACAGUAAACGAUUUAUUUGAAAGCUGUACAUAUGCAUGAAUAGCAGGUUCAUGGAUAGGAGUAAAUUGUGACAGGUUAUAUAGUUGGUUUUUCUUUCCUUUUUC